GCGUCAGCACGGUGGGUCGUCUGUGUUCAUGGAGCUGCGAGUCCGCGCUGCUGAAUCACAUGUGCGUCGCUGGUGAGGGACACGCAGCUCAGGUCUGCCACCGGAGAAACGCUUUAUUCGACCGAUGCGCCUCGGAGAGCCUUUCAGCUCCACUCCGUCCAAGUGAUUUAGCACAUUUUCACCGCCAUGUCUACGGAAAAGCAGAACAUCCCCGAGGAGAACCUGCAAGGCUCUUGGGUGGAACUGCACUUCAAUAAUGGAGGUGGAGGAGUUUCCAAAACAGGGGUGGAGGAGCAGGCUGCCGGCGCCGCUCCCAGUGGAGACAUGGAGAAGAUGCUGCUGGAUGCGCAGCACGAGUCUGGCAGGAGCAGCUCUAGAGGGAGUCUACCCUGUGAUAGUCCUCCAAGAUCCCAGACUCCUCUGCACUUGUGCAGGGGCUCAGAGGUUCACAGCUCAGGAGAAAAGAACAGCUCACAGUCUGAUGAGGAUUACCUGGAGAGGAGAAGGGAGGUAGACAACCUGAUGAAGAAGAAUGCUGACUGGAUAUGGGACUGGUCAAGCCGACUGGAAAACAUACCACCCAAAGAGUUCUUGCUGAAGCAGCCCAAACGUUCCAGCACUAUGAGUAUCAGGAACACCAGCGUGAUGAAGAAGGGAGGAAUUUUCUCCUCCGAGUUCCUGAAAGUCUUCCUCCCAUCUCUUGUCAUUUCCCACAUCCUUGCUGUGGGGCUUGGAGUGUACAUCGGACGGCGCAUCCCUACCUCCCACGGCACAUUCUGAGGGAAAACGAACACAAUCAUAUCUGCACCUUCACCAUCUCUGCUGCUUUGUCUUGAAUCUGUAUUCCAGUAGAUACAAAUAGGUCAAGCUCACGUGACCCAUUUCCUCUUACUGGCCAUGUGCUGCACCGCCGUUGUUGCCCCUCGUGUAUUCCUCUGGCUCUUUCCCAUAGUUCCUCCCUGAGCCGGUUUUAAAGCGCAGACUGCACUGUCAUUCUACGAGGGAGGCCAUUUUGGGUUUUAAGGCAGUGGGCUGAGUAGUAGUCAUGUGCUCCACUUUCCAUCCUUGAGUCCUUUCUUGUGCAGAUAUAUAGAACCUAUUUAAAAAGAAACACCUGUAAUGUGAACAGAACGGAUGUGAAACUAAGAUGUACGCAAGGGGUGCAGGAGGAGACUAAGAUGCUUGAUUUGAAAACACUACAGGAGAGUAUUUUACAGAGCAGGAUUUCUUAGUAAGCGUAAUGUGAGGCUUGCCCAGAAAAAAAAAAGCCCAUUACCUCUCCUCCUAUGGGACAGGCGUGACUCAACAUCAUCAAUGGGGCUGUUUACAUGCACUCAAUAAUCCAAUCAUAAUCAGAUUUCUGCAUAUUCGUCACAUAUCUGAUUAUUCAAAUGAUCAUGCAAACAGCAUACUCUGAUUUCUUAGAUCGAAGUAAGGUCUAGAAAUAUGGAGCUGGAUUUUAGCUCAGUAAUCAGACUUCUCAGUGCAUGUAGACUCUUAACUUCGUUCUGAUCCCAGUCUGUGCAUGUGCGCAAACACCGUGGUACUGGAAAUAAGCAAGCAGUGUUGCAGCGAGGUGCAGCAAGACAGGAGGAGCGAUGAUGAAACCAAACACAUGCUUGAUGAAAUGAAGGAUUUAAAUAAUCUUUAUCGAUCUGAUUUUCUAUCGGAUUAUUUAAGCGCAUGUGAACACGCAUCUACCAGAUUUUUACUGUACUGUCAAGUAUCAGACAGUGAACACGAACUGAAAACUCGAUGACUCAAAAUGUGAUCAUUACAGUAGCUUGGGAGAAUUUAGCAACUCCCCAUUGACUUCACCUAUAAGGGAGUUUCUAAAUAGUAGCAAAGGUGUCAAUUACUUUUGCAAUUGACCGCAUGCAACAUAUGGCAGAUUGAGAAAAGGUUGAAAAAAGGCUGGAAUACUUUAUCUGGCUAAUUGAGAAAUCCUGCUGUGUGAAACAGUCUUCAGGUACGACAGGGUAUUCUCUGGACCUGUGGGUUUGUACACAAAGAUGCUUGAGAAUUAUUCAGUCAUCAUAGCUGUCUGCAUCUGAGUGAGACUGCAGAUCUAGGGUCAGUUUUUUAACCGUCCACGUAGAAAUGAACAGUACGCACAGAAAAGAGCUGCUCCUACAUCAGCACUCGCACUCAGGAGAUGCUAAAAGAUCAAUUAAGCAGGCAGAGAAUGAUGGUCAGCGGUUUAAAGCAAGAAGUGCAUGGGGAAUCAUGACCACAGAGAGCUGUGGGUUUUUCAGUAUUGAAAUCAUAUCUAAAUAGAAGAUUUAGAGGUAAUUACUUUCUAAAAAAUAUCUUCACCAAACACUUUUGACAUGUGAUUGUGACACUACAAGGAAAGACUUUUUUUUUCAUUGUUGUGAUAUUUAACUCAGGUAAGCAUCAAGUAGGAAACAAAGGUGUAUCAUUAACUGGCCAGAAGCAAAUGUGUACAGGGUAGCAAUGCACAGGUACCAAAACACAGAGGAAAACACUUGUUUCUCAGUGAAUGAAGUGCAAUAGUGUUCAAGGAGAAUUCCACUGAUUUUUUUUUAACUGCAUAAUUCAGUCAUAAAGAUGGGAACAAAGUUAUUCAUAGCAGUUCAAUGUGAAAUGGUACAUUGCAGAGAAGCAUACUAAUUUCUUAGUGCUGGCGCCACGUGUCAGUUUUCAUAUAUAAUAUUGCUAGUGGUAAAACAGUGGUUAAUCAAAAACUUUAUUUGGGGGCUGUUUUCCCAUAUAACACCCUGCAUGCACUUCUCCACCAUGAUUGGGUUUUAAACAUAUAUAAAGUUUAGGGAAAACCUUAUCAAAACAGUCAUAAAACAAUGGGUCAGACAUCAGGCAGAGUAUUCAUAACCAUUUUAUAAAAAAAAAAAAAAAACUUUGUGACAUUGUGGCAUUAAACACUUCAGACGUCUGGUUCCCAUCACCCCCCACAAUUCUGACAGUGUAUCUCUAGAACAGGAUUUCAUAUCAGGCAUCUCUUAACAUUGUUUAAAUCUUAAUCAUUUACUUAAGCAGAAAUUCUGGAUCAUUGGUGGAAUUCCCCUUGACAACUGGCAAGUACAAAUACAGAUUGUAAAUACAGAAUGUUGUCAAAAUAUAGUUUCACCUUUUUCCUGUUGAAAGAAGAGCAAGACAGAGCUAGUCUCUCCAAAUUGGCCAAUUUUCUGUGCACAAGGGCUGCACAAAAGCAGCCUGCUUUUCUUUAUAUAAUGUUGAUUGCAUCCUCUAUUUGAGUUUGCCUUAUAUUGUACUGAAAUCAAAAUCUAGAAUGAAUCAACUUCAUUAAAAAUCUAGAUACAGUUGUUAGGUUGCCUUAGCUGCUGUGAGGACUGUUCACUGGAAUAAGGCAAGGAGACAAAGGGAAACCCUGUGUAAUUUACGUGCAUGUUUUUGUAGUGUGUAGAAAUGUUCCAUGUACGUGGCAGUCACUUUGGUUUUGUAUUAAAAGUGGGAAUCAAUAAACGAAUAAACAAAAAC
This is a messenger RNA of Pygocentrus nattereri (red-bellied piranha), 3480 nucleotides long. RefSeq names its product BCL2 interacting protein 3 (gene bnip3). The record is from RefSeq and is a predicted model, not a curated record. Gene Ontology annotation, biological process: mitochondrial outer membrane permeabilization; positive regulation of apoptotic process. Gene Ontology annotation, cellular component: mitochondrial outer membrane; mitochondrial envelope; nucleus. NCBI's taxonomy places the organism in Eukaryota, Metazoa, Chordata, Actinopteri, Characiformes, Serrasalmidae. Bases 187 to 780 code for a protein of 197 amino acids. The transcript has 6 exons.